Molecule: messenger RNA, 1969 nt
Organism: Rubroshorea leprosula
Lineage: Eukaryota; Viridiplantae; Streptophyta; Magnoliopsida; Malvales; Dipterocarpaceae
Source: the annotation of a GenBank genome assembly
AAGGAAAGCCAAUGAAAAGUGAAUUGAAACAGGGAAAACCAAAACCCAAAAGCACAUACCCAUUUCAGAGAACACACUGUAAUUUAAACCCAACGUCUGUCCUUUGUCCCUUUCCCCCUUCCCUCUAGUAAAGAACCGUUUCAUGAAUUAACAAGGAACCAAAAUUCAUGGCUCCUUCCUUUUCCUCCUCUUCUUCAUUCAAAUCCCCUCCUCCUCCCCCUCAUCACUUCCCCCGUUUCACCCCCAUUCAAGAAUGCGAAAGGGAAGAACUUGAAGUUGAAACCCCAAGUGUUAAGAGAGUGACACCAAAGCAUAUCCCAACUCCUCUCCAUGAUAGAAGCAACAUAGCUAGCGCUAGGAAAUACCAUGAAUCGUGUGAUGAAGGUUCUGUCUCGUGCUACCACUGCAGGCCACAUGCUCGAGAAAAGAUCUCUGUGGUACCUCUGGACAACAAUGGUGUCAACAAGCAUCACCCAUCCUCCAUGGCUAGCCCCAAUAUCAUAUUCAAGUCCUUUUUCCAAUCUUUAAUAAGGAGGAGUCCAAAAUCAACGAACAAAUCCUCAGGAACAGAAGAGCAAUGGAAGAUUGCUGUUUCAGAGCUCUCACAUAAGCUCAUUCAAGCAACAAGAAAGAGGGACGGGGCAGUGCUGGAGGCUUCAAGGUUAAAGUACUCCAUGGCUGAGCUUGAGAAAAAGCUUAACAAGCUUGAAGUUUACUGUCACAAUCUAAAGUCCGGACUGGAUGAAUGUAGUGGGAAUUCUCCUUAUAAAAUCGGUAAAGGUCAUAACUUCUAUCAAGUGAAUAAUCGAGAAGGUGGUGUUUUCAACGAGAAAGUGAUUGAGCAAUUCUUGGCUUCUGUUUCUGAGGCAACAUCUUCAGUUAGGGUAUUGAGCAGAUCACUUACAAUUCAAUUAAGGCACAUGGGAGGCAAAGUUUAUGAAAGGAUAUCUGUUCUUCUGCAGCCUUAUGAUAUAACGGUUUCUCACUCCAAGAACCCAAAGACCCUUCUUUUUUACCUUGAAGCUUUGCUGAAUAAGGCCUUCUUUGAAGAUUUUGAGUCCAGUGGCUUUCAAAAGAACUCAGUGAACCAAAUAUUGAACCCAAUAGAUUGUUGUGAAGCUAAUUAUGGAUCAUUCAAUGAUUUGCAAGGCCUAACAUGGGAGGAAGUCUUGAAUAAAGGGACGAGGCAUUUCAAUGAGGAGUUCAGUAGGUUCUGUGAUAGGAAGAUGAGCGAUAUUGUGGCUAUGUUGGGAUGGACCAGAGCUUGGCCUGAACCGCUACUGCAGGCAUUCUUUGGUGCGUCCAAGAGUGUGUGGUUGCUGCACCUCUUGGCCAACUCGGUGCAUCCAGGCUUGCCAAUCUUCAGGUUGGAUAAGGGGGUGAAGUUCAAUCCGGUGUAUAUGGAAGACAUAGGUGGAGAAAGGGCUAAGAAGCUGAAUCCAAGUACGGUUCGAAUCAUGGUUACACCUGGGUUCUAUGUGUAUAACAAUGUGGUCAAGUGCAAGGUGCUUUGCAGGUACUACAGCAACAACAACAAUAUUGACUGUAGCAGAAUCGAUGACAGGGGUUUGACUCCAUCAUCUUGAUUAGGGUAAGAUUUGUUUGAGUUUGAAUUAUAUAUCUUGAUGUAUAUUACUUUUCAAUUUGCAAUAUUCUGUUUUGAUUUCCAGUCUAGUUUAUAUGAAGAGAUUGAGUACUAAAGAAUGAAGACCAAGCUAUGGGGCUUUCAGUUGGGGAAUCUUUUGUGGAUUUGACCUUUUCCUGUUCUCUUUGUUUUACUCUCUGUUUGGUCAAUUUCAUCUUCAAUAUCGGAGUUGGGAUUGAAAUCUAUGUGGAAAGAAUUAUCAAUUAUCACAAGAAAACAAGGAAAGAAAGGAUAAAAAAGAAAAACAACUUGUGAUUGACUUUUGAAUCUUUUGCCUUCUUUUCUUUUGUAUUUGGGAAGCAACGAAGCAUCUAUGGAAACAGU